UCUCAGUCGAAUUGUUUAAUAAUCAAAUACCUAAAUUGAUAGAAAAUGCCUGUACAACAUAUAGAUAACGACGCAGCAUUUCAACUCAGUUUUAACGAUGCUGGUUCAUCCCUCGUUGUCAUAGAUUUUUUUGCUACAUGGUGUGGACCCUGUCACGCUAUUGCUCCAGUAUUUGAAGAAUUAUCAAAUCAAUAUGAAGGAGUUGUAUUUCUUAAAGUUGAUGUUGACAAAUGUUUUGAAACCAAAACAAUCUAUGGUGUUAGAGCUAUGCCAACAUUUCUAUUCAUUCGUAACGAAACAACACUUCAUAAAAUACAAGGAGCUAAGGCUGAGGAAUUGCGAAACAAGGUUCAUGAAUUAUCACUCGAUUCUUCAGCAAAUGGAUCAAGUUCAGAAUCAAGUGUUGGGAUUCCUGGCAUGGUUGAUUUGUUAUCACAAGUUAAUAUAUCUCAACUAACUUGUCUCAAUGAAAGUGAUGACCAUACUGUCAAGUAUAUCUUCGAAGAAAACUCAGAUUUAUAUUUGGAAUCAGACUGUGAUCCGGAGCUUCUUAUAUCAGUCGAAUUUAAUCAGAAUAUCAAACUGCACUCGUUAAAACUGGUAGCUCCACAUGAUUUUGGUCCGAAAGCAUUGAGGUUAUUCAUAAAUCAACCUCAUAAUAUGGAUUUUGAUUCUGCGCGAGAUGGAAAACCUAUCCAGGAAAUUAGUCUCACAAAAGAUGACAUUUCGGAAAAUGGUUUAAUCAAUCUCAGAUUUGUCAAGUUUCAGAAUGUACACAAUUUAACAAUAUUUAUUCCCGAUAAUCAAGGAGAUGAAGAAACGACUAAAAUAGAGAAACUCACUUUGAUAGGAAAAACAGUUGCAACAACAAAUAUGUCUGAAUUCAAGAGGGUUGCUGGAAAAGAGGGCGAAUCUCAUUGAUUGUCAUCAUUGGAAAGUUUCAAAAGAAGAAUUUUUGUAAUACUGAAUUUAUACUGUAGAAAAUACUAUUUGACGUUGGAACACUUUAAUCAAAUAUUGAGAUGGCAACUCAGAAUUAAAAUGAUUAAUUUGUUCGCAUUCCAUUAGGAUUUUAUGGCUUUUUUCUCGUAUUCAUAUUUUCUGGGUUUGCUGACAUUGAAGCCAACUUAUCAAAUGAUGGUAUUCGACGGAGAAGUGAAGCCAAAAUUCAAUCAUUCACCACAACGAAAUUAUAAGUUUUUGAAUAUUCAUAAUUCAGCCUUGUUGAGGAGGAAUUCUUAUAUCUCUAUGUUAAACAAUGUGAAUUCCAAAAUAUCAGGCUGGAAUGUUGCGUCUGAUUUCAUAGUAUUCUCAUUGGAGUAAAACCUACAUUUGGUCUGAUGCCCAUUUAUAUGUACCAAGUUGCCAAGUUUGUGUUGGUGCACUGGUGGAUUAAUUGGAACUGAUUUAUAUAUAUAUAUUGCCCAAACUGACUCUGAUGGAACAAGAUUGCUGCUUAUUUCAUGUUUUUCAUCAUAUUUUCAAGAUGAAAAUUAUCAUCAUUUGUGCAAAAUUGUAUCUAGUAAUGUCUCUUGAACACCACAAGCCUAAUUUAAUAAAAAUGUAAAAUAUAUAAAUACAUUCUGUGCAA
Molecule: messenger RNA, 1591 nt
Organism: Styela clava
Lineage: Eukaryota; Metazoa; Chordata; Ascidiacea; Stolidobranchia; Styelidae
Product: thioredoxin-like protein 1
Source: RefSeq, a predicted model, not a curated record